GAAGUUAUUAUUGUCAUGUCCGUAAUCAUUAACAGGAUGAAUGCAAAUAUAAUUAUUCCAAUAUUUUUUGGAAUUUUUACUUUCUCAUUUGCCGAUGAUUUUUAUGAGGAACCAGAGUUUCUUGGAAUUACUGAAUGCGUUGAUCAUGGAUUCUUUUGUAAUCCUCAUCUUGAAAAAUCAUGUUGUACUAAAAAUACUAAGUGCGAGAUGUUGAAAUGGCCAGAUCAAUAUUAUUGUGUUGGCAAUGCAUCAUUACAAAUGCCUUGUGAAUACACCGCCGAUUGCAACGAUAUCAAUGCAGUAUGUUCUGAAAAUCAAUGUGUUUGUGGUGAAAAUUACGCACCAAUAAACGAUACAGCAUGUGGACCACUCAUAGGCGGUUAUUGUCGUUCAGAUGAUGACUGCGUACCUGAUAACUCUUUUUGUAUUAACAAAAUGUGUCGAUGUAAAUUCGGAUUCACAUUAUUGUCUAAUCGUGAAUGCAUCCGAUCUUACUUAGGAAAAUCGUGUGACAGUGAUCAAGAUUGUUAUGAUAUAAACCGGGCAAUGUGUGACGAAAAUAAAAAAUGUGUUUGUAGAAUGAAUAGUAUUGCAAUAGGCGAAAAUGAAAUAUGUACGUCGCUGAUUGAAGGGUUUUGCAACAGUGAUUCUGAUUGUCUUCCUUUAAAUUCUGUUUGUGUAGAUAAUAAGUGUCAAUGCAAACACAUAUUUUCUGCUGUAUCUAAUCGCGAAUGUAAAUUAUCUUACAUUGGACAACGUUGUGACCGUGAUAUAGAUUGUGGUGAUAUGAAUCAUGCAAUAUGUUCUAGAGAUACAAAAUGUAUUUGUCGUGAAAAUCAUAUUUCUUUGGACAACGCAACAUGUUCGCCUUUAUUAGGUGGAUAUUGUUGGACAGAGGAAGAAUGUGUACCCGAUAAUUCUAUUUGUUUAUUUGACAAAUGUCAGUGUAAGCCGCACUUCGAGGUUAAAUCUAAUGAUCAAUGUGUACGAAAGAUCUUGGGUCAGUAUUGUAAAAAUAAUGAAGUUUGCGAAAAAAUCCAACAUGCAAAAUGCUCUGAGGAUCAUCGUUGUAUUUGUAAACAAAAUCAUUUUGCAAUCAAUGAUACGAUAUGUGGAUCAUUAUUAAAUGGAUUUUGUAUGGGAAGUGAAGAAUGCUCAGUAGAUAAUUCUAUUUGUGCUGAAGAAAAAUGUCAGUGCAAAGUAGGAUUUGUUCAAGAAUCGAAAUUUAAAUGCAUACCAGCUGUCUUAAACAAGAAAUGUGAAACCGAAGCUGAUUGCAAAGAUAUUUGGCGAUCAGAAUGUUCAAAAGAUAAAGUGUGUAUUUGUAAAGCAAAUCACACGGUAGUAAAUGGCUUACGAUGUGCACCACUAAUUGGGGAAUUUUGUAUUGAUGCUGAAGAUUGUGCGCCUUAUAAUUCUGUAUGUUUUAAAUCCAAAUGUGAAUGUCAAUCUGGUUUUGUAACUCAAUUCAAUACUGAAUGUGUACCACCACAAUUGGGCAAGUAUUGUGAAAUGGACAUCGAUUGUAGUGGGAUAAGGCACUCAAAAUGUUCAAGCAGUAACAUUUGCAUCUGCAGAGAACAUAAUAUUGCAGUCAACAAUACGAGCUGCCAGCCGAUUUUAGGCAGUUUCUGUUGGAAAAAUGAAAAAUGCGCGCCAGACAAUUCUAAUUGUGUUAACAAUGAGUGCCAAUGCAAGCCUUCUUUCACACCGGAGUCUAGUACCGAUUGCGUAAAAUUACCCUUAGGGAAAUCAUGUUACCAAGAUGGAGAUUGUAGUGUUCUGAGUCACUUAAAAUGUUCUGAAAAUAAUAAAUGCGUUUGCAAAUCAGGAUACGUUGAAAUAAAUCAAUCAGAAUGUAAACCACUUUUGAACGGAAUGUGUUUUAGUGACAAAGACUGCGUACCUAGUAAUUCUGAAUGUGUUGAAAAUAAAUGUAGAUGCAAAACUGAUUUUUUAUCUGUAUUAAAUGAUCAAUGUAUACCAGUUGAACCACCUAAGCCCUGUCUCAUUAAUCGCGACUGUAAAGACAUCCGACAUGCAAGAUGCAACAAACACAGAGUAUGUGAAUGUGCUAUUCAUUAUGAAGAAAAAAACAGAACAUGUAUGCCAUUAUUAGGUCAAUUAUGUAUAAAAGAUGAUAUAUGUUUUCCUGAUCACUCUGAUUGCGUUGAUAAUCUAUGCGAAUGCAAGCAAGACUUUAAGGCUAAGUCUAAUGAUCUAUGUUUACCCGUUUAAAAUUUGCCUUUAAAAUUAUAAUUACAAAAUUAUUUGAAAAUUUUUUUGAAAAUUGUUAAUUUUUCGCUAAAAAAUUUUUAAUUGAAUUAAAAAAACAAAUUUUUA
Messenger RNA from Microplitis demolitor, 2343 nucleotides. Its product is annotated as prion-like-(Q/N-rich) domain-bearing protein 25. The transcript has 11 exons. Bases 16 to 2238 code for a protein of 740 amino acids. The record is from RefSeq and is a predicted model, not a curated record. Lineage: Eukaryota; Metazoa; Arthropoda; Insecta; Hymenoptera; Braconidae.